CAAUUUGUGAGCCCACAGUGAUGAAAUCGAGCUCUGGGCAAAUCAGAGGCGCCUGUCAACUUCCCAGGUGGGACUGCCUGGGGUGAGCAGACUGAACUCGGAGCUGGGGCAGAGCAGCUGCACGGGGCUCGCUGACGGAGAGGCUGACGGAGAGCCAGAGCCGGAGCCGGCAUGGCUGCAAAAGGCUCCACGCGGUCGAGCCAGGUCUUCUCUCUGUUCACGUUUGCCAUUGGGGUUCAUAUCUGCUUAGGGGUCACCGUGAGCCGCAUCAAGAGGGCAGAAGGAUGGGACGAAGGCCCCACUUCAGUCUUGUCAGACGCUCCCUGGACCAAUGUCUCUGGAUCAUGCAAGGGCAGAUGCUUUGAGCUUCAAGAGGUCGGACCCCCGGACUGUCGCUGUGACAACCUGUGUAAGAGCUACAGCAGCUGCUGCCAUGACUUCGAUGAGCUCUGCUUGAAGACAGCUCGCGGCUGGGAGUGCACCAAGGACCGAUGCGGGGAGGUUCGGAAUGAGGAGCACGCCUGCCACUGCUCCGAGGACUGCCUGGCCCGAGGAGACUGCUGCACCAACUACCAGGUGGUCUGCAAAGGAGAAACACACUGGGUGGAUGAUGACUGCGAAGAGAUAAAGGCCCCGGAGUGUCCUGCCGGGUUCGUCCGCCCUCCGCUCAUCAUCUUCUCGGUGGACGGGUUCCGUGCAUCCUACAUGAAGAAGGGCAGCAAGGUCAUGCCCAACAUCGAGAAGCUCAGGUCCUGCGGUACACACUCUCCCUACAUGAGGCCUGUGUACCCUACCAAAACCUUCCCAAACUUGUACACCCUGGCUACCGGACUGUACCCAGAAUCGCAUGGCAUUGUGGGUAAUUCCAUGUAUGAUCCUGUGUUUGAUGCCACCUUCCACCUCCGAGGGCGGGAGAAAUUUAACCACCGCUGGUGGGGAGGUCAGCCGCUAUGGAUUACAGCCACCAAGCAAGGGGUGAGAGCUGGAACGUUCUUUUGGUCAAUGCCAUCAGUCUAUGCCUUCUAUUCUGAACAACCUGAUUUCUCUGGACACAAAUACGGCCCCUUCGGUCCUGAGGAGAGUAGUUAUACCUCACCUCUUACUCCGGCUAAGAGACCUAAGAGGAAAGUUGCCCCUAAGAGGAGACAGGAAAGACCAGUUGCUCCUCCAAAGAAAAGAAGAAGAAAGUUACAUAGGAUGGACCACUAUACGGCGGAAACGCGUCAGGACAAAAUGACAAAUCCACUGAGGGAUAUUGACAGAACUGUGGGCCAGCUCAUGGAUGGUCUGAAGCAACUCAAGCUGCACCGGUGUGCGAAUGUCAUCUUCGUUGGAGACCAUGGAAUGGAAGAUGUCACCUGUGAAAGAACUGAGUUUCUGAGCAAUUACCUGACCAACGUGGAUGAUAUUACCUUAGUACCUGGGACGCUGGGAAGAAUCCGGCCCAAGUUUAACAAUAAUGCUAAAUACGACCCUAAGGUCAUCAUCGCCAAUCUCACGUGUAAAAAACCAGACCAGCACUUCAAACCUUACCUGAAGCAGCACCUUCCCAAACGCCUGCACUACGCCAACAACAGGAGGAUCGAGGACAUCCACUUGCUGGUGGACCGCAGAUGGCACGUGGCGAGGAAAUCUUUGGACGCCUCUAAGAAACCUGUGGGGAAGUGUUUUUUCCAGGGGGACCAUGGAUUUGAUAACAAGGUCAACAGCAUGCAGACUGUUUUUGUAGGUUAUGGCCCAUCAUUUAAAUACAAGACUAAAGUGCCCCCAUUUGAAAACAUCGAACUUUACAACGUCAUGUGUGAUCUCCUGGGAUUAAAACCUGCUCCUAACAAUGGAACCCACGGAAGCUUGAAUCACCUGCUGCGCAGCAAUACCUUCCGGCCAGUGAUGCCUGAGGAGGUCACCAGGCCGAACUACCCGGGGGUCAUGUACCUGCAGUCGGACUUCGACCUGGGCUGCACCUGUGAUGAUAAGAACAAAUUGGAUGAACUCAACACGCGCCUUCAUACCAAAGCGUCUACCGAAGAGAGACAUCUCCUCUACGGACGACCUGCGGUGCUGUACCGGACCAGAUACGACAUCUUAUACCACACUGACUUCGAAAGCGGCUACAGUGAGCUUUUCCUGAUGCCUCUCUGGACUUCCUACACCAUUUCCAAGCAGGCCGAGGUCUCUGCCAUCCCCGAGCACCUGAGUGGCUGCGUACGCCCGGAUGUGCGGGUCUCUCCAGGUUUCAGUCAGAACUGCCUGGCCUACAAAAAUGACAAGCAGAUGUCCUACGGAUUCCUCUUCCCGCCCUAUCUGAGCUCUUCACCAGAAGCUAAAUACGACGCAUUCCUUGUAACCAAUAUGGUGCCAAUGUACCCUGCUUUUAAACGAGUGUGGAAUUAUUUCCAGAGAGUAUUAGUGAAGAAAUAUGCCUCAGAAAGAAAUGGAGUUAAUGUGAUAAGUGGACCAAUUUUUGACUAUGAUUAUGACGGCCUCCACGACACGGAAGACAAGAUUAAGCAGUUCGUGGAAGGCAGCUCCAUCCCAGUGCCCACUCACUACUAUAGCAUCCUCACCAGCUGCCUGGACUUCACGCAGCCGGCCGACAAGUGCGACGGGCCCCUGUCGGUGUCCUCGUUCAUCCUGCCGCACCGGCCAGACAACGAUGAAAGCUGCAAUAGCUCAGAGGACGAAUCCAAGUGGGUGGAAGAGCUCAUGAAGAUGCAUACAGCUCGGGUGCGGGACAUCGAGCAGCUCACUAGUCUGGAUUUCUUCCGAAAGACCAGCCGCAGCUACCCAGAAAUCCUGUCCCUCAAGACCUACAUGCAUACGUACGAGAGCGAGAUUUAGCUUCCCAAUCACACAUGGCGCAGUCUUAUCACCUGGUGUAUAUUUUUAUAUUGUGUUUGUAUUUAUUAAUUUGAACCAAGACAUUAAAAAAACCUUAGUAUUUUAAUCCUGUACCAAAUCUGACAUAUUAAGCCUGAAUGACUCCACUGUUUUUCUCUAAUGUUUGAUUUAGGUAGCCUUGUGUGCAGAUAGAGCUGGUGAUAAAUACUGCAGCUUGAGAUCUGAGCGGGAGCUUCGAAAGGGGGCUGCAGAUCGGAUAUUUGCAUUGAGGGAAUAUUACUUUCCAAUGCACAGUCGCCACAUGCAGUCCUGUACUGUACUGAAAUACUGAUUUUGUAAAGUUGCAUUCAUUUGCUGUUAACUAUGAAAGACAUAUUUAAGCCUUAUAGACCAAUCCUAAAUAUAAUAAAUCACAUGUUCAGUUUUU
Messenger RNA from Octodon degus (degu), 3268 nucleotides. RefSeq names its product ectonucleotide pyrophosphatase/phosphodiesterase 2 (gene Enpp2). The coding region runs from base 172 to 2841 and encodes 889 amino acids. NCBI's taxonomy places the organism in Eukaryota, Metazoa, Chordata, Mammalia, Rodentia, Octodontidae. The record is from RefSeq and is a predicted model, not a curated record. Gene Ontology annotation, molecular function: zinc ion binding; calcium ion binding; nucleic acid binding. Gene Ontology annotation, biological process: immune response; estrous cycle; phosphatidylcholine catabolic process. The transcript has 25 exons.